Messenger RNA from Branchiostoma belcheri (Belcher's lancelet), 834 nucleotides. RefSeq names its product ubiquitin-conjugating enzyme E2 variant 3-like. The coding region runs from base 203 to 826 and encodes 207 amino acids. Gene Ontology annotation, biological process: protein modification process; protein transport; endosome to lysosome transport. Gene Ontology annotation, cellular component: ESCRT I complex. Gene Ontology annotation, molecular function: ubiquitin binding. Lineage: Eukaryota; Metazoa; Chordata; Leptocardii; Amphioxiformes; Branchiostomatidae. The transcript is spliced from 6 exons. The record is from RefSeq and is a predicted model, not a curated record.
UUCUGACUAACCGUUAGGACCCCAACACGUGUGCGGCUAAAGUCGGCCUGUGUGAGUCAGACAGGUAGGUCUAGUCUGGUGACGCUGUGCGGAAGUUGUACACAGUACGGAUAUAAGGAACAACACACGGCAGGGAUAUCAUAUCAACUACAGCUGGGCACAAACAGAAACACCGUCACAAGGUGGAACAUCAUUCAAUAAGAUGAACUACGCCAGACGAGCCUUCAUCCAUGAGGAGGUGUCCCGGGUCCUGUCCGAUUAUCCCGGCCUUCGAGCUGUACAGGAGUCUGUCUCCGCGUCAGGUAAAAGACGCAAAAGACGCCAAGUUGCCAUUAGUCUAGAAGGACAUCUACCGACAAUGCAAGGGGGUAUGGUGUGUGACAUUCCUGUGUUGGUGCGACUCGCCCCUGAUCACCCCCGAUCUCCGCCCGAGUGUUUUGUUGAAGGACGGAACUUUGGCGAGCUGGAGAGAGUACACAUCCCUUACCUCUCCAACUGGCAACAUCCGUACAGUUCACUCUGUGAGCUGCUGGAUAACCUGACGUUCUCCCUGCACAGUCACGGGAAGAGGGACACCGACUUCUCUCUCAUCACGCUCCCAGCAGACACAUUCACCAUCCCAAGACCAAGAAUGGCGGUUGUGCCGAUGAGAAGUGAUGACGUCAGGAGAGGGAGUGGAGAUUCCGGGUUUGUGUCAGACACACCAGACAGACCUGCACGGACCGGGCAGCUAAGCUAUCACGUGUACCUGCAUGUGCUGGGGAACACCGUGCUACUGAGACAAGAUGAAAGGAUGUUCUCCGUUUGCGGGAUGACGUUUGUGUGAUCAGACUU